Messenger RNA from Gastrolobium bilobum, 1555 nucleotides. Its product is annotated as autophagy-related protein 18a-like. Lineage: Eukaryota; Viridiplantae; Streptophyta; Magnoliopsida; Fabales; Fabaceae. Gene Ontology annotation, molecular function: phosphatidylinositol-3-phosphate binding; phosphatidylinositol-3,5-bisphosphate binding; protein binding. Bases 208 to 1374 code for a protein of 388 amino acids. The transcript is spliced from 4 exons. The record is from RefSeq and is a predicted model, not a curated record. Gene Ontology annotation, cellular component: cytosol; phagophore assembly site membrane; extrinsic component of membrane. Gene Ontology annotation, biological process: protein localization to phagophore assembly site; nucleophagy; autophagy of mitochondrion.
ACAAGUAAAAGCACAAACCAACCCAACCCACCCCACCUAGGACGUAGCUGGUUCUCCUUCCAAAUCCAAUACCCUUCUCAAACUAAACUACAAACCCUAAUCGCUCAAUCUCAAUUCCAAAACUAAACCCUUCCUUCCUUCAAAUCUCUCUGAUUCUAAUUUUCUGUUUCACCUUAACAAACACACAACUACCUUAUUCUUCAACAAAUGUCUCAUACACAUACCUCACAAACCCUUAUCCCUGUUGAUUCAGACGAAACACCCCCGACCCAAAUACCCACUUCCCCCAACCCGCCUUCAAAUUCGGAUCCCAACCCGACCCUACUCCAUCUCUCCUUCAACCAGGACUCCGGCUGCUUCGCCGCCGGCACUGAUGGCGGCUUCCGCAUCUACAACUGCGAUCCCUUUCGCGAGAUUUUCCGGCGGGAUUUCGGUCCCGGCGGCGGAGUCGGAUUGGUCCACAUGCUCUUCCGGUGCAAUAUACUGGCCUUCGUUGGCGGCGGAUCCGACCCGAGGUACCCGGUUAACAAGGUCAUGAUUUGGGACGACCACCAGUCACGGUGUAUCGGAGAGCUGUCGUUUCGAUCGGAGGUGAAAGGGGUUCGUCUCCGAAGGGACCGAAUCGUGGUUGUUCUGGCGCACAAGAUAUUCGUGUACAAUUUCGCGGAUCUUAAGGUCUUGCACCAAAUCGAGACGAUCGCGAACCCUAAGGGGCUCUGUGAUGUGUCUCAUGUUUCGGGGAAUAUGGUUUUGGUGUGUCCUGGGUUGCAGAAGGGUCAGGUUAGGGUUGAGCAUUACGCGUCCAAGAGGACCAAGUUCAUUACGGCACACGAUUCCAGAAUCGCAUGCUUCGCGCUCUCCCAGGAUGGUCGUUUGCUUGCCACCGCAAGCAGCAAGGGAACCCUAAUUAGGGUUUUCAAUACCUUGGAUGGUUCGUUGCUCCAAGAGGUACGGAGAGGUGCAGACCGAGCAGAAAUAUACAGCCUUGCCUUCUCUCAUCCUGCACAGUGGCUAGCUGUCUCAAGUGACAAGGGAACCGUUCAUGUCUUCAACCUCAAGGUUGAUUCAGGACUGUUGGGGCAUGAAAGAUCACAUAGUACAUCUGAUUCUAAUCCUGCUAGCCCUACAGCGGUUUCAUCUCUUUCAUUUAUUAAAGGUGUGUUGCCUAAGUAUUUUAGCUCAGAGUGGUCCGUGGCUCAAUUUCGAUUGAAUGAAGGUUUGCAAUAUGUUGUUGCCUUUGGCCAUCAAAAGAAUACAAUCGUAAUACUUGGCAUGGAUGGCAGCUUCUAUCGAUGUCAGUUUGAUUCUGCAACCGGCGGAGAGAUGACCCAACUUGAAUAUUACAAUUUCCUAAAGCCAGAAGAGACAUUCUAGUAUGGAUGCGUCAUCAUGUAAAUAUCUUCAGUGUACUUGCUGUGAAUACUUUCUGAAUUUUCCAGUUACCCCCUUAUUUAUAACGUUUAAGUUGUAAAUACGAGUAUAUGCUAAAGCCACUAAUGUUAUCCAAUCCACUCUGUUGGCGUGUAUAUAUAUUGCUCUUUUAUCAUGAAUUAAU